AUGCCGUCUCAUUUCGAUACACUUCAAUUGCAUGCUGGUCAACCAGUUGAAAAACCACAUCAACCAAGAGCACCACCAAUUUAUGCUACUACCUCAUAUGUCUUCAAUGACUCCAAACACGGUGCUCAAUUGUUUGGUUUGGAAACCCCAGGUUAUAUCUACUCCAGAAUCAUGAACCCAACCAAUGACGUCUUUGAACAAAGAAUGGCUGCUUUGGAAGGUGGUGUUGGUGCUUUGGCCACUUCUUCUGGUCAAUCUGCCCAAUUCUUGGCUAUUGCCGGUUUGGCUCACGCUGGUGACAAUAUUAUCAGUACCUCUUACUUGUAUGGUGGUACUUACAACCAAUUCAAAGUUGCCUUUAAACGUUUAGGUAUUGAAACCAAGUUUGUUAACGGUGACAAACCAGAAGACUUUGCCAAGUUGAUUGACGACAAAACCAAGGCCAUUUAUCUUGAAUCCAUUGGUAAUCCAAAAUACAAUGUUCCAGACUUCGAAAAAAUCACCAAGAUUGCUCAUGACAAUGGUAUCCCAGUUGUUGUUGAUAACACUUUCGGUGCUGGUGGUUUCUUAGUUAACCCACUUAAACAUGGUGCUGACAUUGUUGUCCAUUCUGCUACUAAAUGGAUUGGUGGUCACGGUACUACCAUUGCUGGUGUCAUUGUUGAUUCUGGUAACUUCCCAUGGACUGAAUACCCAGAAAAAUUCCCACAAUUCUCCAAGCCAUCAGAAGGUUACCACGGGUUGGUCUUGAAUGAUGCCUUAGGUAAAGCUGCUUAUAUUGGUCACGUCAGAAUUGAAUUGUUGAGAGACUUGGGUCCAGCUUUGAACCCAUUCGGUUCAUUCUUGUUGUUGCAAGGUUUGGAAACUUUAUCAUUGAGAGUUGAAAGACAAUCUGAAAACGCUUUGAAAUUGGCCCAAUGGUUAGAAAAGCACCCACAAGUUGAAUCUGUCUCAUACUUGGGUUUGCCAUCACACGAAUCUCAUGAAUUGAGUAAAAAAUACUUUAACAACGAUGCUAAAUACUUUGGUGGUGCUUUAGCUUUUUCUGUUAAAGAUAUUGAAAACACCACCAACGACCCAUUCAACGAAGCCUCUGCUAAAUUGGUCGACAACUUGGAAAUUGCUUCCAACUUGGCCAAUGUUGGUGACUCAAAGACUUUGGUUAUUGCUCCAUGGUUCACUACCCAUCAACAAUUGUCUGACGAAGAAAAAUUGGCUUCCGGUGUCACCAAGGGUUUGAUUAGAGUUUCAAUUGGUACUGAAUUUAUUGAUGAUAUCAUAAACGAUUUUGACAAAGCCUUCAAAAAAGUUUACAACUAA
Candida tropicalis MYA-3404 is the source of this 1320-nucleotide messenger RNA. It is a transcript of the gene MET15, whose product is annotated as bifunctional cysteine synthase/O-acetylhomoserine aminocarboxypropyltransferase. The transcript has a single exon. Gene Ontology annotation, molecular function: pyridoxal phosphate binding; transferase activity, transferring alkyl or aryl (other than methyl) groups. Gene Ontology annotation, biological process: transsulfuration. The record is from RefSeq and is a predicted model, not a curated record. The coding region runs from base 1 to 1320 and encodes 439 amino acids. Lineage: Eukaryota; Fungi; Ascomycota; Pichiomycetes; Serinales; Debaryomycetaceae.